CGUUCCCCUACCCACAAAGAUGGCUGGUGUUUGCCUCCGAUACGCGAUCUGCCUCUUGACAUACCGUGCUCUGCAGCUGUUUUGGCUCUUCCUCCAUGAUGUGGAGGCUUCCAGUUGUCAACGUGUCAUCCAUAAGAAAGUUGGAGACACCGUGGAGUUGUCAUCCUGCUUACCAACUGAAGGGGUCAUACUGGCACUCUGGAAAUAUGGAUCGUCAAUAAUUGCAGAAAAAUAUAAGAAACUUUCUGGAGACCAUCAGUUCAAGGGCAGAUUAGACUUAAACCCCACAAACUUCAGUUUAACAGUGAGAGAACUGACUCUACAAGAUUCUGGUAAUUUCAUUUUUGUCUCUGCGGUGACUGACAAACAGAGGGGAACAGUCACCAUCACUCUGAAAGUUCAUGAGCCCAUUACUAAAGAGCCCGACGUCUUUUUCAAUUCCACCUGGCACCCCUCAAAUGGAUCCUGUACGGCUUUGCUGAAGUGCAGUGCACCCACUGAAAGCAAUGUCACCUACAACUGGACGGUGGGGAACCAAACUAUAACUGGCUCCAGCCUGGAAUACAGCAUGCGACCUCAGGACAGAGAAACCAAAUUCACCUGCACUAUUUCCAACAUUGUCAGUGAGAUGUCAGCAUCCAGAACCGAGAGUUGCAGCAACAAAACAGCUGACCCGUCUAAACCAGUGGCCGGCCCCUCAUCUCAACUGCCAUUGAUUAUUGGGUGUGUUAUUGGAAUUUUACUGAUUAUUCCACUGCUGCUCUUGCUGGUUUUUUACACAAAGUCAAAGGAUCUUUGUUGUAACAGGCUCACCCAGUCUCAAGCAGUCAGCCAAGAUGAAACUCAGCAGCAGGUGUACUCCUCUCUUCUCCAUGCUGAUGGUUCUGUCUACGAAACGAUGAGAGGCUCUAAAGAUGCUGAAACAGGUGAUGAUUGUGCCUAUGAAAACACGAGAGGCUCUGCAGAAGCUGGGAAAGGUACAGUAUAACUUAUACCACUAUUCCCCCCCUUUCUCCAAUUCAUUCCUUCAGUCGUUUCCUCUAAUUUGGUUCCAGAUUCGUAAAGAGCGGUGCAUCAUCAGCAAAACGAGAGAAGCACAGAUGAAAACGGAAAUUCAUGUUAAAGCAGUUUUGACAUAAAGUAAAAUGUAUGUGCAUUCCUCUGUCCUCAACUCAACUCAUUCAUUCAUUCAUCUUCUAACCGCUUCAUCCUCUUGAGGGUGGCGGGGGGGGGGCUGGAGCCUAUCCCAGCUGACAUUGGGCGAGAGGCAGGGUACACCCUGGACAGGUCGCCAGACUAUCGCAGGGCUGACACAUAGAGACAGACAACCAUUCACACUCACAUUCACACCUACGGACAAUUUAGAGUCACCAAUUAACCUGCAUGUCUUUGGACUGUGGGAGGAAGCCGGAGUGCCCGGAGAGAACCCACGCUGACACAGGGAGAACAUGCAAACUCCACACAGAAGGGCUCCUACGCCUGGGAUCGAACCGGCAACCCUCUUGCUGUGAGGCGAGAGUGCUAACCACCACACCACCGUGCCGCCCCAACUCAACUGUAUAUACAUAUAUAGUUGUUGUAGUAUACAAUGGAUUGCUUUCAUUUUUUUUUUUUUACCUUUUAAAGUUCUUUUACCAUGUUGUAAGCUGAAUGCUGUCAGGUUUUUUUUUUUCACAUUUAUAAAAUGUUCUCAUGCAGGUUUACAUGUUUAGCCACUUGGUGGCGUAAUGUGCUUGUCCUUUCAGUUACUUGCUGCUCAGUGGUUCUUGUGAUCAAUUAUCAUUGCAGAUGCAUCAGUGAGUACAUGCAUGAUGGAUAUCUUGAAGCAUGCGCACAUUUAUUGUGUUUGAUUGUGUUAUAAUUGAAUAAGCAUGUUUUGUAGAUUAUUUUCAACAAUUUAAAAUGUUACAUUUAAAAUGUUUUUUUUUCUCCAUUUGAGCAAAUUCCCUUUUGGGUUUUCAAAUACUAUAGAUGUAGGUUGUAUAUGUGAAUGUUUUUUCUAAUUUAAUUUUAUUUUUUUGGUCAGUAGCUGUGAUUAUUGUAAUUAAAUAAAGAUACUUUUUUUUA
This is a messenger RNA of Epinephelus fuscoguttatus (brown-marbled grouper), 2067 nucleotides long. RefSeq names its product SLAM family member 8. Lineage: Eukaryota; Metazoa; Chordata; Actinopteri; Perciformes; Serranidae. The transcript has 8 exons. The coding region runs from base 20 to 988 and encodes 322 amino acids. The record is from RefSeq and is a predicted model, not a curated record.